AUGACUUGGACCUUCAGUGACCUUAUCCAGAAGAUGGGAAAGAAACGGCUGUCGCUUCCUGACACUGUCUUUUAUGACAUAGACAGUGAAGAAGAGACAACUGAAAAGGCAAGGCCGUUGCAGUUCAUGCAGCCAUCGCUGCACGCAUCGCCACCGUCGCCACCACUACCGUCGCCACCACCACUAUGGCCGUGCUCGCCAUUGUCUCCACAAGGAUGGUCAGCAACGCUGCCUUUGCCACCGCCGCAGCACUUACUGCUACCAAAGCUUCCGUCGCCUUCUUCAGAGCAGCCACGGAUGCAGCCAUGCCCAUUGAUGCCACCGGUACCACACCCUGGAACUACUUCAAGUGGUUCUCAAGAACCUACCAGCCAGGGUUUGGGUGCCAGUGAUGAACUGCCGCUGUUUUUCCAGGUGGACAAUCAAAUUCACCUAGGAAACGGCAUAUUCCUGGAGCAGGAAAAUGGGCAUGGCUGCUUUUGCGUCCGAGAGACAGCUUGUUCUGUAAGGAGGCGACAAAGCUUCUUUGGGGUGUGA
This is a messenger RNA of Rhipicephalus microplus (southern cattle tick), 537 nucleotides long. RefSeq lists its product as uncharacterized. Lineage: Eukaryota; Metazoa; Arthropoda; Arachnida; Ixodida; Ixodidae. Gene Ontology annotation, molecular function: DNA binding. Gene Ontology annotation, biological process: negative regulation of DNA-templated transcription. The record is from RefSeq and is a predicted model, not a curated record.